CGCGGAGCUGCAGGCGGUCACGCUCGAUGACAGUCGGCAACAGUUGCGAUCGGUGCGGUCGAGACGUACGGUGAAAAGGAAGAGAUUUAAAAAAAAACGAUCGUUUUCGCGUGCGCGUUCGAAGAAAGGAGAAAACGGAAAAACGAAGCACUCGCUACUUCGAUCACGAUCCUCUUACAUGUGCGGUUUCUCGUCGCCGGCGCGACAUCGUUUUCGAAGGCGAGGAGGCGCGACGAGCAGCAGACCGGACCGGGUGCUCGCUCGCGAGGAGGGCGAGUCCGUUCGUUGGCGCAGUGGUGGCAAUAGUUGGUGGUAGUGGUGGUGGUAGUAGUAGUGGUGGUGCCGCCGCUGCACACUCGUCGUUGAUCGCGCAUCGUGGCGACAGCUAGUAACGACAGCCGCCGUCCAAUUGGGCUCGAUCGGACUCGGUCCCGAUCGUGUCGCGUACGCGAGUACACGAUACGCGCAGUACGCGGGCAGUUUUCACAGGGCGAGCACCGAGGCGCACGUCGUGCACGAAAGGGCGACCGAGGCAGCGGCGGGCGAGCCGAGAGAAAGGGGGACUCGAGGAACGCAAGGCGAACGCAGCAGCAGCAGCAGCAGCAGCUUUGCCGCGUCGUGUGCACGCUCGCUAAACAAAGAUGGCGGACGUGGACUCGAGGGUAGACCGGUCCGAUCCGGAGCUCCGCUUCUUGUCGGUGGACAGGAACAGCUUCAACGACCCGGCCACCCAGGCGGAAUGGACGCAGAAGAAGCUGGUGUGGGUGCCGCACGAGACGCAGGGCUUCGUCGCCGCCGGCAUCAAGGGCGAGCGCGGCGACGAGGUCGAGGUGGAGAUCGCUGAGACCGGCAAGCGUGUACUCGUCGCGAAGGACGAUAUACAAAAGAUGAAUCCGCCCAAGUUCGACAAGGUCGAGGACAUGGCGGAGCUUACCUGUCUGAACGAGGCAUCCGUUUUGCAUAACCUCAAGGACCGGUAUUACUCCGGGCUGAUUUACACGUACUCUGGCCUCUUCUGCGUCGUAGUAAACCCCUACAAGAGACUGCCGAUAUACACAGAGAAAAUCAUGGAAAGGUACAAAGGCAUUAAGAGACACGAAGUGCCGCCACACGUUUUUGCCAUUACCGAUACGGCUUAUCGUUCCAUGCUGCAAGAUCGCGAGGACCAGUCAAUUUUGUGUACCGGCGAGUCCGGCGCCGGCAAGACCGAGAACACGAAGAAAGUGAUUCAAUAUUUGGCCUAUGUGGCCGCAUCGAAACCGAAAUCCAACGCGACUCCGAGCCCGGCAUUAAUCAUAGGCGAGCUCGAGCAGCAGCUUCUUCAGGCGAAUCCAAUUCUGGAGGCGUUUGGUAACGCGAAGACUGUCAAGAAUGAUAACUCGUCCCGUUUUGGUAAAUUUAUAAGAAUAAAUUUUGACGCGUCCGGCUACAUAGCCGGCGCGAACAUCGAGACGUAUCUUUUGGAAAAGUCGAGAGCCAUUCGACAGGCGAAAGACGAGAGGACCUUCCAUAUAUUCUACCAGUUGCUGGCCGGAGCCUCGCCGGAACAAAAGAAGGAAUUUAUUCUGGAGGAUCCGAAGCACUAUCCCUUCUUGUCGAACGGGGCGCUGCCCGUGCCGGGCGUCGACGAUUCCGCUGAAUUCUUUUCCACGGUGAAGUCGAUGCACAUCAUGGGAAUGACGAACGAGGACUUCUCCUCCAUCUUCCGUAUCGUUUCCGCCGUAAUGUUGUUCGGUUCGAUGCAGUUCCGUCAGGAGCGGAAUUCUGAUCAAGCGACGUUACCCGACAACACCGUAGCGCAGAAGAUCUCGCACCUGCUCGGCCUGAGCGUGACCGAGAUGACGAAGGCCUUCCUGAAGCCGCGCAUCAAGGUCGGCCGUGAUUUCGUGACGAAGGCGCAGACGAAGGAGCAGGUGGAGUUCGCCGUGGAGGCGAUCUCCAAGGCCUGCUACGAGAGAAUGUUCCGCUGGCUGGUGAACAGGAUCAACAGGUCCCUGGACAGGACGAAGCGGCAAGGCGCGAGCUUCAUCGGCAUACUCGACAUGGCCGGCUUCGAGAUAUUCGAGCUCAACUCCUUCGAGCAGCUCUGCAUCAAUUACACGAACGAGAAGCUGCAGCAGCUGUUCAACCACACGAUGUUCAUCCUGGAGCAAGAGGAGUAUCAGCGCGAAGGCAUCGAAUGGAAGUUCAUAGAUUUCGGGCUGGAUCUGCAGCCGACGAUCGAUCUGAUCGACAAGCCGAUGGGCAUCAUGGCGCUCCUGGACGAGGAGUGCUGGUUCCCGAAGGCGACGGACAAGACCUUCGUCGAGAAGCUGGUCGGCGCCCACAGCGUCCAUCCGAAGUUCAUGAAGACCGACUUCCGCGGCGUGGCGGACUUCGCGAUCAUUCACUAUGCCGGCAAGGUGGACUACUCCGCCGCCAAGUGGCUUAUGAAAAACAUGGACCCGUUGAACGAGAACGUCGUGAGCCUUCUGCAGGCCUCGCAGGAUCCGUUUGUCUGUCACAUCUGGAAGGACGCCGAGAUCGUCGGUAUGGCGCAGCAGGCGCUCACGGACACUCAGUUCGGCGCGAGGACGAGGAAGGGCAUGUUCAGGACGGUCUCGCAGCUGUACAAGGAGCAGUUGGCGAAGCUGAUGGUGACGCUGCGCAACACGAAUCCAAACUUCGUCCGAUGCAUCAUUCCGAAUCACGAGAAAAGGGCCGGCAAGAUCGACGCGCCGCUCGUGCUAGAUCAGCUGCGGUGCAACGGGGUGUUGGAGGGUAUUCGUAUCUGCAGGCAAGGCUUUCCGAACAGAAUUCCGUUCCAAGAGUUCAGGCAACGCUACGAACUGCUCACUCCGAACGCCAUUCCGAAGGGAUUCAUGGACGGGAAGAAAGCUUGCGAGAAGAUGAUUCAAGCGUUGGAGCUGGACCCGAACCUUUAUCGCGUCGGACAGUCGAAAAUCUUCUUCCGCGCCGGAGUGCUGGCCCACCUCGAGGAGGAGAGGGAUUACAAGAUUACGGACAUAAUUGUCAAUUUCCAGGCCUUCUGCCGCGGUUUCCUCGCCAGGCGCAACUAUCAGAAGCGUCUGCAACAGCUGAACGCGAUCCGCAUCAUACAGAGAAACUGCGCGGCCUACCUGAAGCUGCGCAACUGGCAAUGGUGGCGGCUGUACACCAAGGUGAAGCCCCUGCUGGAGGUGACGAAGCAGGAGGAGAAGCUCACGCAGAAGGAGGACGAGCUGAAGCAGGUGCGCGACAAGCUGGAGCUGCAGCUGCACUCGGCUCAGGAGUACGAGCGCAAGUAUCAGCAGGCGGUUCAGGAGAAAACCAUGCUGGCCGAGCAGCUGCAGGCGGAGGUCGAGCUAUGCGCGGAGGCCGAGGAGAUGAGGGCCAGGCUGGCCGGGAGGAAGCAGGAGCUCGAGGAAAUUCUGCACGAAAUGGAAACGCGUAUCGAGGAGGAGGAGGAGAGAAUCAACGCGUUGAGCGCCGAGAGGAAAAGGCUGCAGCAAGUCAUCAACGAUCUGGAGGAGCAGUUGGAGGAGGAGGAAGCCGCCAGGCAGAAGCUGCAGCUCGAGAAGGUGCAAUGCGACGCGAAGAUCAAGAAGCUGGAGGAGGAUCUCGCCCUCUCGGACGACAUCAAUCAAAAGUUGCUGAAGGAGAAGAAGAUUCUCGAGGAGCGCGCCAACGAUCUCUCGCAGACGUUGGCGGAGGAGGAGGAGAAGGCGAAGCACCUGUCGAAGCUGAAAGCCAAGCACGAAGCGACGAUCGCCGAUCUCGAGGAGCGACUCCUCAAGGACCAUCAGCAGCGCCAGGAGGUGGACAGAUCUAAGAGGAAAGUCGAGACCGAGGUUUCCGACUUGAAGGAACAACUGACCGAGAGGAAGACACAAGUCGAGGAGCUGCAGCUUCAACUUGGCAAGCGAGAGGAGGAACUCAACCAAGUCAUGGCGAAGAUGGACGAGGAGGGCGCCGCUAAGGCUCAAGCUCAGAAGGCGCUGAGGGAAUUGGAGUCGCAAUUGGCCGAGCUUCAGGAAGACCUGGAGGCCGAGAAGGCUGCUAGAGGCAAAGCGGAGAAGUUGAAGCGCGACCUGAACGAGGAGCUCGAGGCGCUGAAGAACGAACUGCUCGAUUCUCUGGACACCACCGCGGCUCAGCAGGAGUUGAGGAGCAAGCGGGAGCAGGAGCUCGCGACGCUGAAGAAGAAUCUCGAAGAGGAGACAUCGUUGCACGAGACCACGCUCGCCGACAUGCGUCACAAGCACACGCAGGAAUUGACGGCUCUGAAUGAACAGAUGGACGCGUUGAAGAAGACGAAGGCGACUCUGGAGAAAGCGAAGGGAUCGCUGGAGGCCGAGAAUGCCGAUUUGGCGACGGAACUGCGGUCGGUGAGCGCGAGCAGGCAAGAGUCCGAUCGCCGUCGCAAGCAGGCGGAGCAGCAGUUGGCCGAAAUAAACGCGAAACUCGCCGAAAUAGAGAGGAACAAGCAGGAACUGGUCGAAAAGGUGACGAAAUUGCAGCAAGAGGCGGAGAGCGUGAUGCAACAGCUGGAAACCGCCGAGCUGAAAGCAUCCGCGGCGCUGAAGGCGUCGGCCACGUGCGAGUCGCAGUUCACCGAGCUUCAGCAACAAUUGGAGGAGGAAACGCGACAGAAAUUGGCUCUCAGCUCGAAGUUGCGCGCGCUGGAGAGCGAGAAGGAGGGCCUGCACGAUCAGCUCGAGGAGGAAGAGGAGGCGAAGCGUGCCCUGGAUAAGCAAGUGCUGAGUCUGAACGUGCAAUUGGCCGAGGCGAAGAAGCGCGGCGACGAGGAGGCGGAGGCGGCCGCCGUUCUCGAGGAGGCCCGGAAGCGCUGCACGAAGGACAUCGAGGCCCUUCAGCGGCAGGUCGAGGAACUGCAGACGGCCAACGACAAGCUGGACAAGUCGAAGAAGAAGAUCCAGGCGGAACUGGAGGACAGCAUCAUCGAGCUGGAGGCGCAGCGGGCGAAGGUGCUCGAGCUCGAGAAGAAGCAGAAGAACUUCGACAAGGUGCUGGCCGAGGAGAAGGCUGUGUCCGAGCAGUACGCCGAGCAGCGCGACAUCGCGGAGAGGGAAGCGCGCGAGAAGGAAACGAGAGUGCUGUCGCUGACUCGCGAGCUGGACGAGCUCAACGAGAAAGUUGAGGAGCUGGAACGGGGCCGCAGGAGUCUGCAGUCGGAGCUGGACGAGCUGGUCAACAAUCAAGGCACCGCCGACAAGAACGUUCACGAGCUGGAGAAGGCGAAACGCUUGCUGGAGUCGCAGCUGCAGGAGCAAAAGUCGCAGGUGGAGGAAUUGGAGGACGAGCUGCAGCUGACGGAGGACGCCAAGCUGCGACUGGAGGUGAACAUGCAGGCGCUGCGAACCCAAUUCGAGCGCGAUCUGCAGACGAAGGAGGAGCAAGCGGAAGAGAAGCGUCGGGGACUGUUGAAGCAGCUGCGCGAUCUCGAGGCGGAGCUCGAGGACGAGAGGAAGCAGCGCGCCGCGGCUAUCGCGGCGCGCAAGAAGAUGGAGGCGGACUACAAGGACAUCGAGCAACAGCUGGAGAUGCACAGCAAGCUGAAGGAGGACGCGCUCAAGCAGCUGAAGAAGCUCCAGGCUCAGAUCAAGGACUGCAUCAGAGAGACGGAGGAAGCCAGGGCGGCCAGAGACGAGCUGGCGGCCGCCUCGAAAGAGACCGAGAGGAAAGUCAAGAGCCUGGAAGCCGAUCUGCUGCAGCUGACGGAAGACUUCGCCAGCAGCGAGCGCGCCCGGCGAAUCGCCGAGAACGAGAGGGACGAGCUGCAGGAAGAGGUGAACAACAAUGCCAACAAGGGCACCUUGAUGCUGGACGAGAAGCGCAGGCUCGAGGCGAGAAUCGCCACACUGGAAGAGGAACUCGAGGAGGAGCAGUCGAACGCCGAGAUCGUGAUGGAUCGCGCCAGGAAGGGUCAGAUUAUGAUCGAGCAGUUGACGACGGAUCUGGCGACCGAGCGGUCCACCACGCAGAAAUUGGAGUCGCACAAGCUGCUGCUGGAGAGGCAGAACAAGGAGCUGAAGGCCAAGCUGACCGAACUGGAGACCGCGCAGCGCGCCAAGACCAAGGCCACGAUACAGCAGCUCGAGUCGAAGAUCAACAAUCUCGACGAGCAGGUGGAGGCGGAGGCCAAGGAGAGAUUCACCCAGCAGAAGAUCAAUCGCAAGCUGGAGAAGAAGCUGAAGGAGCUGAGCCUGCAGCUGGAGGACGAGAGACGGAACUCCGACCAGUACAAGGAACAGGCGGAGAAGGUGAACGUUAGGAUGAAGGCGCUGAAGAGGCAGUUGGACGAGGCGGAGGAGGAGAUCAGCAGGCACAAGACCAUGAAACGGAAAGCGCAGAGGGAGAUGGACGACAUGAUGGAAUCUCACGAGGAGCUCACGCGGGAAUUGGCGCAUCUGAAGAAUAAAUUAAGGCGCGGUGGUCCUCCGAUAAGCCUGAGCUCCACAAGGCUGAAACGCGGUUCUGUACAGACCGGCGGCUCGGGCGACGACUCGACGACGCAGGAUGAGAGCAUCGACGGCGAAGAGAACGCCAAUUGAGUAUCGGAGUCGGCCCAAUGUGCUCUCGAACCUCUGUGAAUUAUGUAUAUACGUGCGUCGAGAGGGUGUUGGUUUUUUUUUUUUUUUUUGUUCGACGCGUCACGCGGACUAAACCGACGUCUCGCGUCGCGAGUACGAGACCUAGCUUACACGAUCAAAAUCAAAAGUCACCUCGACAAUAUCCCGUGGCGUUUCUGGGCCUUAAGAUUACUGCGGAACAAUAAUCGUCUCGGCGGAAUUUAGUUCAUCAAUACAACACGUCGAUAAUUUGAGAAAUGUAGGCGUAAAAAAAAAAAAAAA
Molecule: messenger RNA, 6854 nt
Organism: Linepithema humile (Argentine ant)
Lineage: Eukaryota; Metazoa; Arthropoda; Insecta; Hymenoptera; Formicidae
Gene: zip
Product: myosin heavy chain 10
Cellular component (GO): cytoplasm; myosin II complex; myosin filament
Molecular function (GO): ATP binding; microfilament motor activity; actin filament binding
Source: RefSeq, a predicted model, not a curated record